Molecule: messenger RNA, 204 nt
Organism: Huiozyma naganishii CBS 8797
Lineage: Eukaryota; Fungi; Ascomycota; Saccharomycetes; Saccharomycetales; Saccharomycetaceae
Gene: RPS28B
Product: 40S ribosomal protein eS28
Exons: 1
Coding region: 1-204 (67 amino acids)
Biological process (GO): translation; maturation of SSU-rRNA; ribosomal small subunit assembly
Cellular component (GO): ribosome; cytosolic small ribosomal subunit
Molecular function (GO): structural constituent of ribosome
Source: RefSeq, a predicted model, not a curated record
AUGGAUACCAAGACCCCCGUUACUCUAGCCAAGGUUAUCAAAGUUUUAGGCCGUACCGGUUCCCGUGGUGGUGUCACCCAGGUCCGUGUCGAAUUCUUGGAAGACACUUCCAGAACCAUUGUCAGAAACGUCAAGGGUCCAGUCAGAGAGAACGACAUCUUGGUUCUAAUGGAAUCCGAGCGUGAAGCCCGUCGUUUGCGUUAA